UCCAACUAUAGUAUGGGAACACGGGCCUUUUCCCAUGACAGUAUUUUUAUACCUGAUGGGCGAGCAGAGAGCGAAGAGUCAAUUGAAGCAAUGUCACAAGACAACAUUGUGGGCAAAGUCAAAUCUCUUCAGCAACAGUUGGCCAAGAAUAUAAAAUUUGGCCAACCCCCACAAAUGACAGUUUCAGUGAAGACAAUUGGGGAGGCAAAUGCUAGUUUGGAAGCUGAUGUACUGUUGAAUAACCCGAUGGAGACUGAGACACAGCAGGACACAGUUCUGCCAGAGAGCCAUAAUCAAUUAGGUGGUCUGAUGGAUUCAGUAAGCCCUUCAAGUCUGCACAAAACAAGGCAUGAAGGAGAAGAAAAGGUUACUCCAAUCAAGUCAUCCUCUCGGCCAAAAAGACACCACUCCCCUUCUGGCACAAUAGAAACAGUCGAUCUUGAUGCCAUCCCUCUGGCAAUUGCUCGCCUGGAUAAUAGUGCAGCAAAGCACAAACUCUCUGUCAAGCCGAAGAAUCAGAGGGUUUCUAAAAAGCACAGAAGGUUGUCAAAGGAACUACAGAGCGUAAAAGUGACUGAGUUUCAGCCAGGAAUCCCAGAAUCAUUACAGGAUGAAGAUAAAGUCUCAAAACACAAUAGCCAUCUUGUUGCAGACAAGCCAAUCCAUCUUAGAGAAGGCCAAGAACAGAAAGCAGAAGGCAAAGGAAACCAAGAAAAUCACUGGGUGAACAUUGAGACUGAAAAGAAAAUACAAAUGGCAGAAGCAAAAGUAAAAAGCUUUAUGGAACCAAGAGGUCUUCAAGAAUCUGAGGAACAUCAAAGAGAACAAAAAAGAAAAAAGCAGAAAUUUCAGGAGGAGCAACUUUUUAAAACUGAAGAGAGAAAAGUUCAAGAAGGAGGGAGACAUCAAGAAUGUCCAGUUCAAAGGCACAAAGGAGAAGACGAAAAGGGAGGGAAGGAGGAGGAACUUAAGGAACGUGGGGGACAUCCACAAGCAGAAGAUGAACCUCAGGAACAAGAGGAAGAAAAGCAGAGACAUCAAGAACUGGAGGCCCAAAUGCAACAGGGAGGACACAGAGAUCAUGAACCAGAAGCAGGGCAACAGAGGAAAGAAGAAAAUCUAUGUGAACUGGAGGCACAAAGGCAAUGGGAAAAACAAAACCAGCAGGAACCAGAGGCACAAAAAGAACAGGAGGAACAAGAACGAUGUGAACUGGAAGCACAAAGACAAUGGAGAGAACAAAAACAAAGCGAAUUUGAGGAACAAAAAAUACAGGAAGAACAAAAACAGUGUGAACUGGAGGCACAAAGGCAACAGGAAGGGAAAAACCAGUAUGAACAGGAGGCACGAAAACAAAAACAAUGUGAACUAGAGGCACAAAGACAAGAAGAACAAAGACAUUGUGAAUUGGAGGCACAAAAACUACAGGAAAAACAAAGGCAAUCUGCACUGAAGGCACAAAGGCAAUGGGAAGAACAAAGACAGCAUGAUCUAGAGAUACAAGGACAACAAAAAGAACAAAAACAGUGUGAACUAGAAGCACAACAGUUACAGGAAGAACAAAGCCAAUGCACACAGGGCACACAAGGAACACAGGAUGAACUAAGGCAGAGAGAAUUGGAAGAACAGAAACAGCAGGCAAAAAAGAGCCGCCAGGAAGAAAUAGAGGACAAAAAACCACAUGAAAAGCUGUUGCUGCAAGGAUGGAAAGAAACAAGAGAAGAUCUGGAGAAGCAAAAACAGCAGGAAGGGACACAAGGUCAUCAGGAUUGGGAAGAGAAGAGAGGAAGAGGAGUGGAAGAAGAAACGCAUAAGGCUGAAAAGCGGGAUGAACUGAGCCAACAAGUACUGCAACUACAAAAAACAGGGCAGAGACAGAAAGCAUUAGAGAAACAGAAAGCUCUAGAAGGCAAAGAAAAAUUGCAAGGAAAAGAUAGUGCCACUAAUUUGGGAAAGCAAAGGAGAUCAAGGGGGCAACAGGAGAAUCUGGAAGCCAGGCAAAUGAGCAAGGAUGAAGAAAAGCAGCAAGAACCCAAGAAGCAAAUUAGGUCACCAGAAUAUGGAAAAUGUGAAUCAGCAAAAUUAAGGCAGUCAUGGGAUGAAAAAAGCAAGCAACCAGAAGAACAGAUACAAAGAGAAGGGGAUCAAAAACUAGAUGAAGAAAAAACACUGAGUUUAGAAGGACAACCGAUACAGGAAAAACCAAAAGAGCAAGACAAAACCUUCCAACAGCACCUGGACAAAAAUGUGACUUCAGAAGAGACACAUAUAGAGACUGUGAAGACAGAACUUCCGCUGAAAGAGCGAGUAAGCCAGCAACAGAUGGAGCAGGCAGACAAAGACCAGAGGAAAGAGGGGACCCUGAAGAGCAGCCAGAGGAGGAACAUUGAAGCUCAGGAGCAGGAAAGAAUUCUUGGAGAAGAGCUACGGUGGCAGGAAGUUGAUGCAAGACAAACUAUGCCACGGGGAUUCACUUUCCAAGUAUCAUCUGGAGAAAAACAAAUAAUAUUCCAGAAAGUGAAUUUGAGCCCAGUUACUCCUGCUAAAGAGCCACCAGUUUCUUCCGACACAAAAGAGCUUAAGACACUGAAAUCUGGCAAAGGUUCUCAUGAUCUCCCAAGCUCUUUAUAUGUCCCACAUACCGCGAUUUUGGUCACUGGAGCACAGCUCUGUGGCACUGCAGUAAACCUCAAUCAGAUAAAAGAUACAGCUUGUAAAUCUUUACUUGGCUUAACAGAAGAAAGAAAAAUGGUAGAUGUGGCACCACCAGAAAACACUCAGAAACUGUCUCCUGAAGCCAAGCCAAGCAGCAGUAAAAUGAAGCCUGCUGAAGAUCCAUCAGGCAAGCAGGCCAUACUAGCUGAGUGGGCUUCCAUUAGAUCAAAAAUCUUAAAAACUGCAGAAAAUGGCAAACUUCAUGAGAAAGACAAAGGAAGCCUCAGUCGACACAGUGAUGAUUGGGCAUCUAAAGGGCGAAGCACUCCCCAUGGUAACUUGCGGAAAACUUUGUCUGCAAAUGCAAAGUUUUCUAUAACUCCUGCAUGGCAGAAGUUUUCAGAAGUUUCAAAGAGUAGCACUGGUGCUGAGAGUAGAGCUGGUACUGUGGCAGACAACACAGCAAGAGAGUUGGGUCCAUCCACUGUCCAUUCAAACAGAGAAGCAGUUCAUGCUGAAACAGUGUCUGGUACAGUGAAUGUACACGGAUCGCCUGUAGGGAAACCCAGAGUGCAUCAUGAAGUGGCAGAUAACACAGAGGGUUGUAAAUUUGCCAAAGAUCUUCCAUCCUUUCUUGUUCCAAGUGCUACAUGUUCUCUAAGUAAAGAAAUGCCCCAGUCCGAGACCUCUGAUGCUACAGAAACCCCACAGAAUAUCAGUACAAGAAAACUAGACAAAGCUUCACCAAAUGGAGAAGAAAAUAUUUCUCCAUUUGGGGUAAAAUUAAGAAGGACCAACUAUUCCUUGCGUUUUCACUAUGAUCAGCAAGCGGAACAAAAGAAGAAGAAAAGAUACAGUGCAGGAGAUAGUUUUGAUGGUGUUCCAACUCCUCUAGUUACACCAGACAGUGAACAAGAUCCAAUUAAUAUAUUUUUAAAAGCAAGUAAGUCUCCUAGCCAAGAGAGAAAGGAUACCAUUUCUAAUUCUGUAAAAGCUUCUUCAGUUAAUACUAAUCAAAGCUACAUUACAGGUGGCCUGGUACCAACUUGCAGUCAUGGCUCUGCACCGAGUCAAGAGAAACCUAUCUGUAAAUCACCACUCCCACAAAAACCUGCACUAGCCCCAAAGCCCACCAGCCAAACUCCACCAUCGUCCCCUCUCUUGAAAAUCCGAAGGCCUAUGUUAACAGAAUCUUCAGGGCAAAAGCAGGGUAAAACUGAAAGUGGCACCAGCUGGCGAAAAAUGGAAGCUAAAGGAAGCUCUCACCUUUCACAAACACCUGAAGAAAGGAAGAGUGAAGAGGAAGAGUCUAAGGAGAAAAAAUCAUUUUUCCCAUCCAUCCCCAUGCCAUGGAGAGAGAAAGCCGAGAAAAAGCCAGAGCCACCGAAAAAAGAUCGGCCAGUUCUUCAGAGCAGACAUUCUAUUGAUGGUUCCAAGCUGGUGGAAAAAGUUGAAUCUGCUCAGCCGCUCUGGAUCACUUUGGCAUUACAAAAGCAGAAAGGUUUUCGAGAACAACAAGCAACCAGGGAGGAAAGGAGGCAAGCCAGGGAGGCAAAGCAAGCUGAGAAACUUGCUAAAGAACCUGCUAGCAUAAAUCAUCCAUCAGAUAGUAAGAACACAAAUACCAGUAGGACAAGUGCACUCCUAAAAACUCCAGCCCAGGAAGAGAAGAAAAUUGAGACUGCCACAUCAAGGCUGGAACGCAGAGAACAGCUUAAAAAAUCAAACACCCUUCCUACAUCUGUGACAGUGGAGAUCUCAGACUCUGUUCCAUCAUCUCCUCUGGCAAAAGAAGUCACCAAGAGAUUCUCUACGCCUGAUGCAAAUCCUGUAUCAACAGAACCUGCCUGGCUGGCUUUAGCAAAGAGGAAAGCAAAAGCAUGGAGUGACUGUCCACAAAUUAUCAAGUAAAUUAUAUUGGUUUUGCUCCUUAUGCUUUCUCCUUUUUGUUAGUAUUUUCAUAUGACAGAACCCACUGAAUACAAGUGCAUAUCCUGAAGGAUGAAGGACACUUUGAACUGUUCACCAUUUUCUUGCUCACUGCAGAUUUUUAUCUACAUUGCAAAAUUACUACUUUGAGAACCUAGGUACUAUUAGAGAGAGGUGUUGGUACAAAGCUCUAGCUUCAUCUCUCUGAAAAGUACAGGGAUGUUAAAAUGUCUAUUUGAGGUUUGGACCCUUUAAAAAUCGCUGUUUCCAUGUUCUGAAUUUUGGCUUCAGUGGUUUGGGAUUUCUAGCUGUCUUUUUUGGACAUGUUAUUGUGAACACUGCAGAGAUUCCAGCCACUGAAAUGUUUUAAUUGAAUGUAAAAUGCAUGUUCUUUCCUCUUUUAAAUUAAGAAUGUAAUACCAUUUACUGGGAAAUUUAAAAACCUUACUCAGGUGCACAAUUUGGAAAAACCCACUCCUGUCUUAGUAGUGAUGAGAAUAUAUAAUGGUUAACUUUUAUUAAGGCUGACUUUGAAAUAAUUUGCAUUAACGUGUGACUGAUGAAAGCAAGGGAAUGCCCAGUCCUGCCACAUAGAAGCUGCAAUGCUGGAGUUUCUCCAGGUGUUUGGACUAUAUGCAGGCGAACUCAUGUAUAAAUGUUUUCACAAAUUCUGAUAUUUUUUUUGAAAAAGAAGAUUUUUGUGGUAAACAUUGCAUUUUUUCAGUAGCUUCUAUCACGAAGCAUCUAAAUAUAUCACUAUAUAUUUAAUAUGCUAAAACUGGAGCAAAUUAAAUAUGCAUUUUCCAACUCCAUUUCUCUGUGUAAUCCCCCAAAUCGUGCAAAAAUGCACUAUAUUUUCACUAGGGUACGCAGAAGCAUGUUAUUUUGACACAUAUCAUGUUCCCCUGAAAAUAAGACA
This is a messenger RNA of Pogona vitticeps (central bearded dragon), 5503 nucleotides long. The record is from RefSeq and is a predicted model, not a curated record. Lineage: Eukaryota; Metazoa; Chordata; Lepidosauria; Squamata; Agamidae.